AUGCUAGUGUGCUUCUUCAAAGGGCUUUUUUGUCCGCAUUUUCUAAGCAAAAGGGAACAACUAUGCUUAACCCGGAGAUCCUGCGCCCUACCCCCGCCAUUAGAGCCAGAUCCAAACGCUGAGUUAUGCUUAACCCGCCUCAGUGAAUCCCUUCAAGACCCAUUAAAGAACCUCCAAAACUGGAGCAAAGCUACCUUCGGUAACUCUUGCCAAGGCUUCACCUCCUUCCUCCAAUGCGCCACCUGCAACAACGGCCGGAUUUACAAACUCUCCCUCUCCAACCUCUCCCUAAAGGGCUCCAUCUCCCCCAAUAUCUCCAGCUGUACUAAUCUCCAAGCACUCGACCUCUUAUCCAACGCCAUCUCCGGCCCCAUCCCCCCUGACCUCCAAUACCUCGUCAAUCUUGCUGUCCUGAACCUCUCCUCUAACCGUCUUUCCAGCCCAAUCCCUCAACAGCUCACUCUCUGCGCCUACCUUAAUGUGAUCGAUCUCCACGAUAACCAACUUUCCGGGCUAUUCCCUCAGAAGCUAGGAUUGCCGGCCCGCCUCUCGAUUUUCGAUGUUUCGAAUAACAAGUUGUCGGGUCCGAUACCCUCGUCCUUAGGAAAUAGGAGUGGGAACCUGCCGAGGUUUAAUGCGAGCUCCUACGAGGGGAAGAAGGAUCUGUACGGGUACCCAUUGCCGCCGAUAAGGAGCAAAGGGCUAUCGGUUCUGGCCAUUGUAGGGAUCGGAUUGGGAAGUGGGUUGUUGAGUCUGGUGCUGAGCUUUGCAGCUAUUUCCGUAUGGUUGAAAAUUUCGGAGCAGAAAAUGGCUGCUGAAGAAGAAGGCAAGAUUAGUCAGCUCAUGCCGGAUUACUGA
Coffea eugenioides is the source of this 858-nucleotide messenger RNA. Its product is annotated as receptor-like protein 44. NCBI's taxonomy places the organism in Eukaryota, Viridiplantae, Streptophyta, Magnoliopsida, Gentianales, Rubiaceae. Bases 1 to 858 code for a protein of 285 amino acids. Gene Ontology annotation, molecular function: protein binding. The record is from RefSeq and is a predicted model, not a curated record. The transcript has a single exon.